AUGUCUGAUCAGUCGAAAUCGAAUUUCAAAUUCGAUAUCGCGGCUCCUCCAAGCUGGUCAUACGAUCCAGGUGGUGUAAUUAUCGGGCACUUGAUGCGCUAUGCGCCCAUUAACAGCCAUCAAGCAACGGUGGAGGUGGCGCUUGUUGGUCGAGCGCUAGCCAAGCUGCAUGCGGGACCAAGCAAAGGCGAGGGGGACGACGGUAGCUCGUCCACCUCUCAAUAUACCCUUUUGCGAGGCAAGCCCGAGAUCAUAUUUCGAGGGCCAGUGCAUCUUUCCGAAAGUAGUGCGCAACCAUUAAGUUGGCCAUUUUCAGUGCGUAUCCCGACUGAGCCUGAAACAUCAGUCAGAGAGGGCCACAAGCGGGGUGCGAGCUUCUUACCACUACGUGGGGAUGACCCUUCUCAUCAUGUUCUCCCGGGAACCUUCAGCCUAGCAAAGACCAAGACAACGCGCCCUAUUACGUGCAAGGUUGAAUAUUCCCUUGAAGCUACGCUGGAGUACCAUGAUGAGGGUCGCCAGAUCUGCCGAGCGAGCUACCCAGUGACAUUUCGGCAUCCUGAAGGGAACGCCAGGAAUUUCUACGAUUUGAAAACGAUCACAGCCCGAUGCAGGGUGUCCAGCCAACGACUGCUUCCUGGCAUGGAGAAUGCUGAUCUAUCACUCAAGCAGAAGGCGUCCAAGUUCAUUGGAUCGUCUUCAGUGCCGGAGCUUCACUAUGAGCUUGAUCUUUCUCUACCGGUAGCCAUCCGGAUAGAGGAUCCCAGGCCUUUUCCGGUGAUGCUGGGCAUCACAAUGCUGCACAUGGAGACCAGUUCUUGCAUUCGAAGCGUGCCUCAAGAUAUCCAGAUUAGUUCAAUCAAGUUGACACUCAACUGCAUUACUGGAAUCCUUGUUGACCUGCAUGGAAAGGUCUCUGUUGAAGCUAUCAGGACUGGCCAGUUUCCGCCUGGAGAGCAUAUCGUUUCCCACACUCUCAAACUGAAAAGUGCUUUCCAAGAUUUGGGUUAUCCGUUGAAAAUUAAUACUGGGGCGGACGAUGCACCUGUGCCCAUCGGCGACAUUUUUAGCCUUGGCCUUCGGUCGGGAGGUCUUAUAUCUGGAAGGAAGUAUUUUGCCAAUGCCAGUUGCGUUUGCCCGGAUUUUACAACCUACAACAUUGAGCACAGACAUAGCUGGCGAUGGCAAAUUUUUUUGAAUGUUGCUGGAGAGAACCAUGAAAUCAAGAUUGAUAACCCGGUGGAGGUGCUACGAGCAGCUUCGUGA
Messenger RNA from Penicillium verhagenii, 1266 nucleotides. RefSeq lists its product as uncharacterized. NCBI's taxonomy places the organism in Eukaryota, Fungi, Ascomycota, Eurotiomycetes, Eurotiales, Aspergillaceae. The record is from RefSeq and is a predicted model, not a curated record. Bases 1 to 1266 code for a protein of 421 amino acids. The transcript has a single exon.